This is a messenger RNA of Staurois parvus, 243 nucleotides long. The record is from the annotation of a GenBank genome assembly. NCBI's taxonomy places the organism in Eukaryota, Metazoa, Chordata, Amphibia, Anura, Ranidae.
AUGUCAGAACCAGCCAAGUCGGCCCCGGCACCCAAGAAGGGCUCCAAAAACGUCGCGACCAAGAGCCAGAAGAAGGACAGUAAGAAGGGUAGAAGGCAAGAGCAGGAAGGAGAGUUAUGCCAUCUAAGUGCUCAAGCAAGUCCACCCCAACACCAACAUCUCAUCCAAGGCCAUAAACAUCAUGAACUCCUUUCAGUUCAUCUCAGGGGCGGACUGGCAACUCAUGGGGCCCCCGGGCAAUAG